AGUCACACCACAAACUUAUAAACUACCCAUAGUGACGAGUAAGACGUUUGGAGAAUGAAUCAUAGGAGGACGCCCUGCACCCCACUGAACACCACCGCAACCACAAUGAAGAAAUGUGUAAUUGCCUUUUCGUCUAUCGGUUCUCCGUCAACGUCGUGCUGUUCUCAUUGGCCACGAUUGUCCUCAUUCUUCGCAUGGUGAGCUGAUCCAGGAUGGGCGCAGAGGAUCCCCUUCCAGCCGGCAAAUUCUUGUUUCUUAUUAUCUUUUUUAAAAAAAAUCCUCACAAAGCGCACGAAUAAAUGUUUGUUGAGCUGUGGAAAUGGUA
Molecule: messenger RNA, 325 nt
Organism: Drosophila teissieri
Lineage: Eukaryota; Metazoa; Arthropoda; Insecta; Diptera; Drosophilidae
Exons: 1
Coding region: 55-201 (48 amino acids)
Source: RefSeq, a predicted model, not a curated record